AUGGCCGAGCCAUUGGGACGGAGCGUUGCACGACCGCGGAUAGAGGAUCUGGAGCGCGCCGAGGUCGACGAUCGCUCGUACCGCAUCAUCACACUGUCGAACCAGCUCGAGGUUUUGCUGAUACACGAUGCCACUACGGACAAGGCUAGCGCGGCCAUGGACGUCAACGUCGGGAGCUUCAGCGAUGCAGAGGACAUGCCAGGUAUAGCGCACGCUGUGGAGCACCUGCUGUUCAUGGGUACAGAGAAGUACCCAGAAGAGAACAACUACAACAAAUACCUGACGUCGUACUCGGGCCACUCAAACGCAUACACCGCAUCCACCUCCACCAACUACUACUUUGAGCUUGCGGCGUCCCAGUCUACGCCGUCGAGCAGCAGUAACGUGACGCCUAGCGCGACACAGGAGCAGCUACCGACAAACAAGGAGCAGUCGCCUCUCUGGGGUGCCCUCGAUCGCUUUGGCCAGUUUUUCAUAUGCCCUCUGUUUCUGGAGGAUACACUGGACCGCGAGAUCAAGGCUGUCGAUUCAGAGAACAAGAAGAAUCUCCAGAGUGACACCUGGAGGUUACACCAGCUGAACAAGAAUCUCUCGAACCCGAAACACCCUUACAACCACUUCUCUACCGGCAGCUGGAAAACGCUACACGAUGAUCCGAUUGCACGAGGUGUACAAAUCCGGGAUGAGUUCAUGAAGUUCCAUGCCACGCACUACUCAGCGAACCGGAUGAAACUUGUGGUCUUGGGUCGAGAAAACCUCGACACUCUGGAAGAAUGGGUCGAAGAGGUCUUUUCUAAGGUGCCCAAUAAAGAUCUUCCGAGAAAGCGCUGGGACGAUGUGUCGGUGUAUACGGACAAAGAGCUGCUUAUCCAAACAUUUGCGAAGCCGGUAUAUGAGUCGAGGUCGCUAGAACUUUCGUUCUUGUAUCGUGAUGAGGAAGAGUACUAUGAGUCGCACCCGUCACGCUAUCUUAGCCAUCUCAUCGGUCACGAAGGUCCCGGCAGUAUUCUAGCUUACAUCAAGGCUAAAGGAUGGGCAAAUGGGUUGGGUGCUGGAGGCUCAUCUCUGUGCCCUGGUAGUGGUAUCUUCAAUAUCAGUGUCAAGCUGACCGAGGAUGGCUUACAGCACUACAAGGAGAUUGUCAAAAUUAUCUUUCAAUAUAUUGCCAUGGUCCGCGAUUUGCCGCCACAAGAAUGGAUUGUCGACGAGCAGAUUAAAAUCAGCGAAGUUGGCUUCCGCUUCAAGCAGAAGAGUCCGCCGAGCAGGACGACUAGUGCACUUGCGUCUGUCAUGCAAAAGCCUUACGACCGCAAAGAGAUUCUGAGCGGACCUUCAGUCAUCAAGAAAUUCGAUGCGCAGCGCAUCAGCGAGGCAAUGGAAUAUUUACGCCCCGACAAUUUCAGAAUGACAAUUGUCAGUCAGGAGUUCCCCGGCGACUGGCCAGAGAAGGAAAAAUGGUACGGCACCGAAUACAAGGCCGAGAAGAUCCCUCAGGAUUUCAUAGACGAAGUCAAGGAAGCGUUUGAGAACAAGACGCGGCCGGAGGAGCUACACUUCCCGCACAAGAACGAAUUCAUUCCCAACCGUCUGGACGUCGACAAGAAGGAGGUUGAGAAGCCUGCGAAACAGCCCAAGCUCAUUCGCAACGACGAUGCUGUGCGGGCGUGGUGGAAGAAAGACGACCAGUUUUGGGUGCCCAAGGCCAAUGUCCAUAUCCACUUGCGCACUCCGAUGACUUAUGUUACACCAAGGACAGCCGUACUGUCUUCGCUGUACGCAAGCUUGGUAGACGAUGCACUUGUCGAGUACUCCUAUGACGCAGACAUUUCUGGCCUGGUGUACGGCUUCAGUACCCACGCGAGUGGCUUGUCUGUGUCCGUAUCUGGCUACAACGAUAAGUUGCACGUCUUGCUUGAAAAGGUUCUUUUGCAGAUUCGGGAUCUUGAAAUUAAAGAGGACCGUUUUAAGAUAGUGAAGGACAAGACAAGCCGUAGCUUCCGCAACUGGCACUUCGGCCAGCCAUUUCACCAGGUCGGCACGUACUCUCGUUGGUUCCGAGUUGAUAGCGCCUUCAUGAACGAUGAGCUAGCCCAGGAGCUGGACAGCAUUACCGCACAGGAAGUGCAACAAUUUUUCCCACAGGUUCUCUCACAAUGCCACAUUGAAAUUCUAUCCCACGGCAAUCUCUACAAGGAAGAUGCACUCCAGCUCACCGACCUAGUCGAGAAGACCAUAAAGCCGAAGAAGCUCCCUCCGAGCCAAUGGCCGAUCGAAAGAAGCCUGAUCCUCCCGGAAGGCAGCAAUUUCAUCUACUCGCGGCCGCUCAAGGACCCCGCCAACGUCAACCACUGCAUCGAGUACACGCUCUACCUGGGUAACCGGAUGGAUGAUGAUCUUCGUGCGAAGCAAUUCCUCCUUGCGCAGAUGCUCGACGAGCCGGCUUUUAACCAGCUGCGCACCAUCGAACAGCUCGGCUAUGUUGUGUUCAGUGGUUCCACUGCUGGCAUUACGUACGCUGGUUUCCGCAUCUUGAUCCAGAGCGAGCGAGACUGUGGUUAUCUCGAGGGCCGAAUCGAUCACUUCCUCACCAAGUUCGAGACCACCUUGAAGGACAUGAGCGACGAGGAGUUUGAGAAGCACAAGAGUGCUGUCAUUUCCAAGCGUUUGGAGACGUUGAAGAACCUUGGGCAAGAAGGCAACAGGUUUUGGAAUCAUAUGUUUAGGAAUACGUAUGAUUUCCUACAAUCCGAAACCGAUGCCGCUCAAGUCUCUACCCUCACCAAAGACGACAUGAUGACCUUCUAUGGGCACCAUAUCUCGCCAUCGUCUCCACACCGCGCCAAACUUUCCGUACAUUUGACUGCCCAGGCCAAGCCAAAGGAGCCCACCCUAGACGAGAAGAAGACGCAAGCUCUCGCAGUUUUGCAAACGAUUGCCGGCGAGGAAAAGACACCAAUCGACACCGACAAGCUGCAAGCGCGCUUGAAUGAUGUCAACGAGUCAGCGAAACUCCCUGCCGCCAUAUCUGCGCAUCUUGCAGAGGAUCUAAAGUUGGGUCAGGAGGAAGUCGCUAGAAUUGUUGAUGAGGCAGCUGCAGCGUUGGGCCUUGCAGAGAGCGGCGUAGGCGAAGUAAAGCUAGCUGAGAAGAUGGACAUUCAGGAGACAGAUGCGAAGCAGCCGGUUGUCAUAACUGACGUCCGCGCUUUCAAAGCUGGUCUGUUCGCAAGCACGGGCGCAAAGCCUGUGCGCAAUCUCGAAGAAUAUAUGGAAGAUGCGGCGAAGCUAUGA
Messenger RNA from Paraphaeosphaeria sporulosa, 3288 nucleotides. RefSeq names its product LuxS/MPP-like metallohydrolase. The transcript is spliced from 3 exons. Gene Ontology annotation, molecular function: metal ion binding; metalloendopeptidase activity. Lineage: Eukaryota; Fungi; Ascomycota; Dothideomycetes; Pleosporales; Didymosphaeriaceae. The record is from RefSeq and is a predicted model, not a curated record. Gene Ontology annotation, biological process: peptide catabolic process. The coding region runs from base 1 to 3288 and encodes 1095 amino acids. Gene Ontology annotation, cellular component: mitochondrion; cytosol.